AUAGCUGGGAGCCCUUGUAGUGAAUUACAUAAACCCUUCUUUCAUAAUAACAACAUCCAAGACGCAUAGGGAAACCGACUGGGAUUUUAUGGAUGACUGACGCAGUGGAUGAACAUUUCAGUUCAACUAGCUUUUGUCGUGGGAAACUAUCUCGUUUUCGACAAUUAGGGUGACAUAGCCUACUAAUAGCGCUCUCCUUGCCAGGGCAUUGCGAUUUUUUUCGAACGUUGGUGACUCGGGCGAGAUCAUUGUUACAGGUGUUAGCCUACUCAUCAUCCGUGCGUAACCUGAAGGGCAAUUUUGCAACGUAGUUACAAUUUUGUUACAUUUAACCUGCAGAAAAAGAAAGGCAUUAAAGGACGUAGGCUGCAACAUCUGUGAUCAUUUCUCUAUUUUCAUCGUGGAUAAACAGCCAACGGAGGUUCCUUGCAGCCAUGGGAAAAGUUAUUGAGCAAGGUUGAAUCCAGUCAUCAUUUCUCGCUUGUUUUCAUCUUACAAUUUCCACACAAGUCUUGAUUUGUACUUGUGUCCAAAGUUGUCAUUGGCAUCCAGUGGACUCUGCAGUGAUAUUCGGUUAUCAUCCGAGGAGUUAUGGUGGUGAAUACAGUGCACUGGUUCAGGAAGGGACUGCGGCUCCAUGACAAUCCCUCGUUAAGGGACUCAAUAAGAGGAGCAGACACCUUGCGUUGUGUUUACAUUCUUGAUCCCUGGUUCGCAGGGUCUUCCAACGUUGGCAUUAGCAGAUGGAGGUUCCUGCUUCAGUGCCUGGAGGAUCUGGACGCCAGCCUCCGCAAGCUGAACUCGCGGCUCUUUGUCAUCAGGGGACAGCCCACGGAUGUCUUCCCCAGGCUAUUCAAGGAGUGGGAUAUCUCCCGUCUCUCGUACGAGUACGACUCGGAGCCCUUCGGGAAGGAGCGUGAUGCCGCCAUUCAGAAGCUGGCCAGUGAGGCCGGGGUGGAAGUGACGGUGCGGAUCUCCCACACACUCUACGAACUGGACAAGAUCAGUGAACUGAAUGGCGGUCAGUCUCCGCUCACCUACAAGCGUUUCCAGACGCUGAUCAGUCGCAUGGACGUGGUGGAGGAGCCGGUGGACACCAUCACCCCAGAGCUCAUGGGGCACUGUGUCACGCCCAUCAGCGACGACCAUGACGACAAGUUAGGCGUGCCUUCCCUGGAGGAGCUGGGUUUUGAGACUGACGGUCUGAGCACUGCGGUGUGGCCGGGGGGAGAGUCUGAAGCCCUCACUCGACUGGAGAGACACCUGGAGCGGAAGGCGUGGGUGGCCAACUUUGAGCGGCCCAGGAUGAACGCCAACUCCCUCCUGGCCAGUCCCACGGGCCUGAGUCCCUACCUGCGCUUCGGAUGCCUCUCCUGUCGGCUCUUCUACUCCAAACUCACAGACCUCUACAGAAAGGUGAAGAAGAACAGCGCUCCUCCGCUCUCUCUCUACGGCCAGCUGCUGUGGCGGGAGUUCUUCUACACGACGGCCACCAAUAACCCACGGUUCGACAAGAUGGAGGGCAACCCCAUCUGCGUGCAGAUCCCCUGGGACAGGAACGCAGAGGCGCUGGCCAAGUGGGCCGAGGGCCGGACGGGUUUCCCCUGGAUCGACGCCAUCAUGACCCAGCUGCGCCAGGAGGGCUGGAUCCACCACCUGGCCCGGCACGCCGUGGCCUGCUUCCUGACCAGAGGAGACCUGUGGAUCAGCUGGGAGGAGGGAAUGAAGGUGUUUGAGGAGCUGCUGCUGGACGCUGACUGGAGUGUGAACGCGGGCAGCUGGAUGUGGCUCUCCUGCAGCUCCUUCUUCCAGCAGUUCUUCCACUGCUACUGCCCCGUGGGCUUCGGCCGCCGCACCGACCCCAACGGAGACUACAUCAGGCGCUACUUACCAAUACUCAGGGGCUUUCCAGCCAAAUACAUCUAUGAGCCCUGGAACGCUCCAGAGGGAGUGCAAAAGGCAGCUAAGUGUAUCAUCGGCGUGCACUACCCCAAGCCAAUGGUCAACCACGCAGAGGCCAGCAGGGUCAACAUUGAGCGCAUGAAGCAGAUCUACCAGCAGCUGUCCUGCUACAGGGGACUAGGACUGCUUGCCACAGUGCCAUCCAACUCCAGCAAUGCUGCAGAGGGCAUGGCAGCAGGACCAUCCUCUGGAGACGGCACUCAAGAGGGCGCGUCAACAUCAGGUGGAUCUCUGAUGGUGCACCAAAGGGAGGGACAGGUGGGCACACCAGUGGGUGCCCAUGGCGAACCGUGCCAUGCCGAGACAAGCCACCACCACCAGCAGCAGCAGCAGCAGGGGUUUACAAUGGGAGAAGCCACUACAUCUCACAGACAACAGGCCCAACCUGCAACAUUACAAAGAGGGCGGGGCACCACGGGCACAAUAAAAAGACGCAAUGAGGACUUUGGCUCCAGCAGGUCGAAGGUCCAGAGGCAGAACAGCCACUAACCACACCACCACACCCACACAGUGCAAGUGUCUCUGUGUCACUUUGGUACAAUUAUUGAGUCAUCCCUAACAUUAACACAGAAUCCACAUUACAUAUGAGAAAAUACUGUAUUUAUGACCAUGUAAUUAUUGUACAUGUGUAUACAUAAUGGUGGUUAACCCUAGUUCUGACCUUACAUGCAAUCAGUCUCCUGAGGGGCUUCUUCAGAAAGUACUAUUGUUCAGUACUGGCCCUGUUCUCUGUCAGGGAACUUAGUCCUGUAUGUUUUGUACAAUUCAUUCUGAAAUUAUUCUGUUUAAUUCUAUAUAAUAAUAAUAAUUCUGUUUCUCCUUAAGUAAAAGUGCAGAGGAAGUCGUUUCUUUUAGAAAUAAAAAUGUCUCGACCUACAAAAUAUCAUCAUUAAGGUUUGGUAAAGGAAGCUUUUUCCAAUAUUCCUGUGCAUUUUAUGUUUGUUGUUCAUCAGUUUUUGGCCUUGUGUUGUAUGUCUUUGUAUUGUUAUGGCUCUGGAAAAUUGCCUGAACAAUACACAGCAAAAACUCAGGAUGCACAAAAUGGGUAGGAGUAUAAUGGACAGCUCUGUUCCACUAAAUUGCUCCUCUGUUGUAGGUCUAGAAACAUUUUUGUUUUUCAUAACAAAUCUAAACUUUCUCUGUGUUUUUAGAUGUUUGGGGGAAGGGAUUGAUGGUUAUAAUUCUCAUGUUGAAUCGAUGACAUUGGUUGAAAAAAAAAGUAGGAUUUGCUUGACCAGGACUUAAGGACAAGUGCAGACAACCAGCAGUUUUUCUAUGAAAAAAGUUAUUGUUUUUUUCCUAGAUUAGUUUGAUGUUGACUUUUUUUACAGCUUUGUAUAUGACUGAAAACAAUUUUUUAUUAUAUUGUAGUUAACUGUUCUUAACUGUGACGGGAAACAUACAUGCUAAAGUGUACAUACGUAAAAUAAAUUUCAUCUAUAUCAAUAUAUGUAUAUAUAAACAAUAUCUGUUCAACUGUAUAUUUCCAAUAUUUCUCUGUGAUUUGCUGUAGUUUGACCUGUUGCAUUAUCUGCCAAUUUUUUGUAUUGCAGAAGCUGAUAUUUGUGUAAUAUGCCCCGAAAAUGUAAUGUUAUUACUACUGCGGCUGCCCUUAAAUGUUCUGUUUUUGGGAGAACAUAAUGUUCUAUGUUUGAUUGUCAGCUAAUAGCUGCAUUUUUGAAAAUAAAGAAACUCAUGAAAUUA
Molecule: messenger RNA, 3666 nt
Organism: Alosa sapidissima (American shad)
Lineage: Eukaryota; Metazoa; Chordata; Actinopteri; Clupeiformes; Clupeidae
Gene: cry1b
Product: cryptochrome circadian regulator 1b
Exons: 13
Coding region: 592-2451 (619 amino acids)
Biological process (GO): entrainment of circadian clock by photoperiod; circadian regulation of gene expression; negative regulation of DNA-templated transcription
Cellular component (GO): cytoplasm; nucleus
Molecular function (GO): FAD binding; DNA binding
Source: RefSeq, a predicted model, not a curated record